UGGUAAUCCGUUUUCUCACCUGAUGACAUGUCGUGACCCUUUUAACCGUGUUCAAAAGGUUGUGCUUGUGCUGUAGUUGUCAGUCAGUCUUCAUCUUUGUUCUAAAAUACUCUCCGCUCACUCAAUUCCUUGCCUACGUCAUCCACCAAGCCACGAGCAUGGGAGUCGGCGACACUUCAAUCCGCUCCAGCGAGCGUCCUGAGGCUGGCAGUGUGAACAUACCGGUCGGCGUAUUUCCAACAUCGUCGAAGAAUGAGUCCAUCGAUGCACACAAGGUCGCCAACGAGGUGAUCGCACGGUUCAAUGAUGCACUUGCGAAAAAGGAUCAUGCGGCUAUUGCCGACCUCUUUUCUAAAGACAACAGUUACUGGAGAGAUCACUUAGCGUUGAGUUGGGAUCUCAGGACAGCAAAGGGUAGUGCAGACAUCAAGAAAUACCUGGACUCCAGCAAGGUGCAAAUAGAGAAGAUUGAGGUGGACAGGAGCUCAGACUACCGCGCGCCGAAGUUUGGAGCGAUCGAUGUGCUAGGCGAUGUCACUGGCAUCAACUUCUUCGUAACUUUCGAGACGAGUGUCGGACGUGGGGAGGGUGUAAUGAACCUAGCUGAAGACAAUGGGCAAUGGAAGGUGUUCACGCUAUACACUUUGCUGAAAGAGCUCAAGGGUCAUGAGGAGCCAUUGGGUCACCGAAGGACAAAGGGUGUUAAACACGGCGGAGAUCCGAACAGAAAGACGUGGAAGGAGACGCGUGAUGCAGAGAAAGAGGAGAUCGACCCGACAGUGUUGAUCCUUGGAGCCGGGCAAGGUGGGCUAACAGUCGCUGCGCGCCUACGGAUGCUCAACGUUCCCGCGCUUAUUGUCGACCAAAAUGAGAGGGUUGGCGACAAUUGGCGCAAGCGAUAUCGGCAAUUAGUACUCCACGAUCCAGUAUGGUACGACCACAUGCCUUACGUCCCCUUCCCAGCACAUUGGCCAGUCUUUACCCCGAAAGACAAGCUGGCGGAGUUCUUCGAAGCGUACGUGAACCUGCUGGAACUCAACGUGUGGACUUCGACAAGCCUCAAAUCAACAUCGUGGGAUGAGAGUAAGAAGCAAUGGACCGUGACUGUCGAACGCCGGAAACCUGAUGGGAGCGCUGAGACACGCACAUUACAUCCGAAGCACAUUGUACAGGCGACAGGCCACUCCGGCGAGAAAAAUUUCCCGCAGAUCAAGGGUAUGCAAGACUUCAAAGGCGACCGCCUGUGCCACAGCUCGGAGCACCCAGGCGCAAAUCCAGAGUCAAAGGGCAAGAAGGCUGUGGUGGUGGGAUGCUGCAAUUCCGGUCAUGACAUCGCGCAAGACUUCUUUGAGAAAGGAUACGACAUCACCAUAGUACAGCGCAGCACAACAUGCGUUGUUUCUUCCGAGGCCAUCACCGACAUCGGCAACAAGGGGUUGUACGAUCAAGACGCACCGCCUGUUGAUGAUGCCGACCUUACUUUCUGGAGUCUGCCAAGCGAGCUUCUGAAAGCACAGCAGAUCAAGGUCACGAAGAUUCAAGCCGACCAUGACAAGAAAAUGCACGACGGUCUUCGCGCGGCUGGCUUCGGUCUUGACAGUGGGCCAAUGGAUUCAGGCCUUCUUAUCAAGUACUUCCAGCGCGGUGGCGGCUACUAUAUCGAUGUCGGCGCGUCCCAGCUUAUCAUCGAUGGUAAGAUCAAGGUCAAGCAAGGCCAGGAGAUUGCGCAAAUCUUGCCAAACGGUAUCGAGUUCGCAGAUGGUGAUAACCUGGAAGCUGAUGAGAUCGUAUUUGCGACUGGGUACCAGAACAUGCGCACGCAGGCACGAAAGAUCUUCGGCGAUGAAGUCGCGGACCGCGUCAGCGAUGUAUGGGGUUUCAAUGACGAGGGCGAGUUCAGGACGAUGUGGCAGAAGAGCGGUCAUCCUGGUUUGUGGUUCAUGGGUGGCAAUUUGGCUCUGUCGCGAUUCUACAGUAGGGUUCUCUUUCCACACACCAUGACUUCAACGCCCCAAGUCAUCCUCGUCGUCGGCGGAACGUCGGGAAUCGGAUACGCCAUCACGCAAUCCAUUUUGUCGUCACCUUACCUGCCGUUGAACGCAAAAGUAAUUGCGUUUGGGCUUAUAGAUUCGACCAUCAAGCUUGAAUUCACGAAGCAGCAGAGAGAGCGUCUCCGAAUAGUUGAAGGCGAUGUCACAGUAGACGAAGACCGCGAGCUAGCGGUCCAGACGUGCUUCAACCAUUUCGGAGGCCUCGAUACCAUGGUGUACUGUGCAGGCGUUAUCACACCAAUCCAAAGGCUAGAAAAGCUGGACAUUGAAGCUGCGAAGAGGAGUUUUGAUAUCAAUGUUUUUGGCGCAAUGAGUAUGGUUCAACUUACACUCCCUCAUCUCCGUGCGUCACGAGCAUCGCAUCCCCUUAAUGCUGGUCGUGGCAAAGUCAUUAUCCUCUCUUCAGCCUGCGAUAGUACUGUAUCAUACCAUGGCUGGAUGCCUUAUAGUACUACAAAAGCUGCGCUAACCCGAUUCAUCUCCUGUCUCGCACACGAGGAGCCUCUACUUCGCGUUCAGGGCGUAUACCCGAAGUUGACACGGACUAAGAUGAUCGAUGGCUUAGUCGAAGGGAAGUAUCGGGGUGUUAUGGCUGACCACGAGAUCGAGAGGUUCAGGAUUUGGGAUGAAAUGGGUGAUGAGAUGGUGGAGCCACCUGAACUGUGCGGAGAGGCUGUAGCGAAGUUGGCGUUGGGACUAUUCGAGGGAGGAAAGAGUGGAGAAACGCUGUAUUACGACGAGCAUGUUCCGCGGAAGAUCGCGGGGACGUAACCAGCUGAAGCAAGUUGUGGAAUACUUGAACAUACGUCAAUAUACUACUUUCGACGCCUACUAGUCCGAAUCGCGUUUACGUCGCUAGCCGAUUGAUUUGAGCUUAAUACAUCUAUAUAAAGAGAUGAAUUGAACUGUCGCGAUACAAUAACAAAGAUCCUUCUAGUCAGAGCAAGUAAUGUUGGCUUCAUCAGUAUAGUGAAGCGCCACAUCCAUUCACUCUGUCUGGCCCGAACCCCU
This is a messenger RNA of Alternaria rosae, 3062 nucleotides long. RefSeq lists its product as uncharacterized. The record is from RefSeq and is a predicted model, not a curated record. The transcript is spliced from 3 exons. Gene Ontology annotation, molecular function: monooxygenase activity; flavin adenine dinucleotide binding. NCBI's taxonomy places the organism in Eukaryota, Fungi, Ascomycota, Dothideomycetes, Pleosporales, Pleosporaceae. Bases 159 to 2822 code for a protein of 887 amino acids.